Messenger RNA from Cladophialophora immunda, 888 nucleotides. RefSeq lists its product as uncharacterized. Bases 1 to 888 code for a protein of 295 amino acids. The record is from RefSeq and is a predicted model, not a curated record. The transcript has 2 exons. Lineage: Eukaryota; Fungi; Ascomycota; Eurotiomycetes; Chaetothyriales; Herpotrichiellaceae. Gene Ontology annotation, molecular function: oxidoreductase activity, acting on the CH-OH group of donors, NAD or NADP as acceptor; NADP binding; NAD binding.
AUGGGCUCGGGGAUGUGCAAGAACGUCGCGGAAAAAGCCAAUCUAUCACACCCGCUCGUGAUAUACGACAUUCUGGAGGAGACGACACGAGAGAUUCAUGAAAGAUUAGGGUCGCAGCGCACAAUCGUGGCACGAUCAAUUGGCGAAGCGACCUCCAAGGCGGACAUCAUCUUCUUCUCAGUCCCCAACGACGAGGCUGUGCGUGCGGUGAUGGACCAGAUCUUGAAGGCCGGGGUCGAGGGCAAAGUGGUGGUCAAUUGUAGCACCGUGCACCCGGACACAAGUACGCAAGAGGCCGAGGCCGUUGCCGCUGCUGGGGGAAGCUUUGUCGCGUGCCCAGUGUUUGGCAGUGCCAAAAUGGCCGACGCCGGCCAGAUCAUCGCCGUCCUCGCGAGCGACGACAUAGAAGCCGUGGACAAGAUCACGCCCCUAUGCAAAGGGGUGAUUGCCCGAGACGUGAUCGACGUGUCCGGUCGAGGCGGCGCCGCACAGGGCCCCUUGCUCAAGAUCAUCGGCAACAUGUUCGCCCUCAACAUCGUGACGGCGUUGGCGGAAGGGUACGUGCUGGCCGAAAGGGCCGGCCUUGGACCCGAGCAGUUCCACCAAUUCGUCCAAACGCUGUUUCCGGGGCCUUGCGCGUCGUACUCACAGCUCAUGCUCAGUGGCAGCUACCACCGGAGCGAAAAGCCUCAGGGCCCAGCCCUCCUGGCCAGAAAGGACGCCGGGUACGCCCAGCGCCUCGCCCACGAGGCUGGUGUGCGGCUUCGCACGGUGGAGGUGGCCCAGCAUUACGUCGAGGCUGUCCUACAACAUCAAGGCGACGGCGCAGAGCUGGCCGGCGUGUACGGCGCCGCACGUCUAGAGGCUGGCUUGCCAUAUGAGAAUUGA